AUGGGCCCCUCGGACUCACCUUACGCAGGUGGCGUUUUCUUCUUGUCUAUCCAUUUUCCCACUGAUUAUCCCUUUAAGCCACCAAAAGUGAACUUUACCACCAAGAUUUAUCAUCCGAAUAUUAAUUCGAGUGGUAACAUUUGUCUGGACAUCCUAAAGGACCAGUGGUCUCCAGCGCUAACCCUUUCAAAGGUUCUUUUGUCUAUUUGCUCCCUUUUAACAGAUGCUAACCCUGAUGAUCCCUUGGUUCCUGAGAUUGCUCAAAUAUACAAAACAGAUAAGGCUAAGUACGAAGCCACUGCUAAGGAGUGGACGAAGAAAUAUGCUGUUUGA
Molecule: messenger RNA, 333 nt
Organism: Saccharomyces eubayanus
Lineage: Eukaryota; Fungi; Ascomycota; Saccharomycetes; Saccharomycetales; Saccharomycetaceae
Gene: UBC5
Product: E2 ubiquitin-conjugating protein UBC5
Exons: 1
Coding region: 1-333 (110 amino acids)
Biological process (GO): ubiquitin-dependent protein catabolic process; protein polyubiquitination
Cellular component (GO): nucleus
Molecular function (GO): ubiquitin conjugating enzyme activity
Source: RefSeq, a predicted model, not a curated record